AUGGCCUCCCGCUCGAGGUCUCGGUCGGCCGACCGCUACGACGACGACCGCUCCCGGUCUGGAUCUCCUCGCCGCAACCGUUCUCCCACACCUCGCUCCGCCCGCGACUACUCGCGCGAACCCUCGCCCGCCCUCAGAGACAGAGACGCUUCCCUCGACCGUGAACGAGGUCGCUCGCCGCCCCGCAGGAACGGUGGUGGUCGUCGUAGCCUGAGCCCGCCACCCGCUCGCGCUAGGAGCUACAGCCGUGGAGGAGACAGUCGCUCGAGAUCCAGAAGCCCAACCCGUAGCCCGAGCCCAGUACAGCCGGUCAGGAGCACCAAGAUUGUCGUCGAGCGCCUGACCAAGAACAUCAACGAGAACCACCUCCGCGAGAUCUUUGGCCAGUUUGGAGAGAUUGAGGAUUUGGAUCUGCCUCUUAACAGGACAUCCCGCACAAACCGUGGCACAGCCUACAUCCUCUACGUUCACGAAGCCGACGCCGAAGCCGCCAUCGCCCACAUGCACGAAGCCCAGCUUGACGGCACCGUUAUCAACGUCUCCAUUGUCCUCCCCCGCCGCAAAUUCUCUCCUUCCCCACCUACCGCUCGCAGGGGGGCCAACUACGAUCCCCGCCAACCCCCGCCGGGACCCAGAGGAGGAGGCCGCGGCGGCCGUAACAGAUCUCCCGGACCCCGUGGUGGUGGACGUCACGCACAUCGCUCCGAUACCUAUCGACCUCGGUCGGUGUCGCGGUCACGAUCCCGCUCGCGCUCGCCUGUGGCGGCGUCUGGAGGAAACAGGAGGUAUCGGUCCAGGUCACGCUCUUGGUCUUCCCGCUCACGCUCUCCUAGCCCGAGAGGCGGAAAGGGUAGCCGAGGAGGCGGUGGUAGAGGUGGAAGAAACGACGUGGACGGCAGAGGACGUAGGAGUCCUAGCCGCGCUAGUUACGACAGCUACGAUCGCAGGAGCAGGAGCCGCAGCCGCAGUCGUGAUUGGGACAGACGUUAG
This is a messenger RNA of Neurospora tetraspora, 990 nucleotides long. RefSeq lists its product as uncharacterized. Gene Ontology annotation, cellular component: cytoplasm; nucleoplasm; ASAP complex. Gene Ontology annotation, biological process: mRNA splicing, via spliceosome. The transcript is spliced from 2 exons. Bases 1 to 990 code for a protein of 329 amino acids. The record is from RefSeq and is a predicted model, not a curated record. Gene Ontology annotation, molecular function: RNA binding. Lineage: Eukaryota; Fungi; Ascomycota; Sordariomycetes; Sordariales; Sordariaceae.